AUGCUUAAUGAUGGAAAUUGCGAUGAAGAAUGCAAUACAGCUGAAUGCCGAUAUGAUUUAAAUGAUUGUGGAUGAUGUGCAAAAGACUGUAAAUUGGAAAUGAUUAAUAAUGGAAUUUGUGAUCCUGAGUGUAAUAAUGCUGAGUGCGAAUAUGAUGGAAAAGACUGUAAAUGUGCUCCUAACUGUAAGUUUGAGGACUAUGGGAAAUGCAAGCCAGAAUGUAUGGUUCCAGACUGUAACUAUGACUCUAUAUGAAUGACAUGUCAAAAUGAAAAUCUUAGGAAAUUUUAUCUAUAUUGGCAAUUAUUAAAUUACGAUUUUUUAUCUACACAAAACAUCGAUUUCUCAAACUGCACUUCGAGCCUCAAUGAUAAUUUUAUUAGCUGUCAAAUUUAUAAUUUGUAUGAAACUGGUGAGCUAUUAACAGACAAUUGCGAAUCAAGCUGCCUUAAAUGCACAAAUAGUUCAGACUGCGUCGAAUGCGAUUGUUCGAAAGGGUAUAUAAACUUUUUUGACAAAUGCGUUAUGAGCUGCCCUCAAGGCUAUUCUCCUCAUCCUCUAAUCCCUUCAAUUUGCUAUAGUAAUUAA
Blepharisma stoltei is the source of this 588-nucleotide messenger RNA. Lineage: Eukaryota; Ciliophora; Heterotrichea; Heterotrichida; Blepharismidae. The record is from the annotation of a GenBank genome assembly.